AUGUCUGCCACCGGAGAACAAGAGAAAUUGGAACAGGAACAUAUGCCCAUUCCCUUCAUGGCCGAGACACCCGAUACUAACAUGUCAGGCACAGCUGCGAAUCCAGUUUCCCCUACCGAAACCAGUAGUGACAAGCUUCGUGCAUCAGGAGCAGAUCACAACCUGACACAGGAAGCGGCACAAUCUGAACACUUUGAAAAGCGUUCUAGAAUGUCAUCACGACACUCCCACCGAAGCAUCCGGACAAAUUCCUCUCGUUCGUCGAUUACAUCUACAAAGGCCGCACUGGCAGCAGAAGCAGCAGCUUUGAAGGCUCAAUUAGAAUUUGCUGAUGCUGAGGCAGAAAAGAGGGCAGAAAUAGAAAAAAAUCAUGCUGAGCUUGCCAAAUUGCAAACAAUGCGUAACCUCUGUGCUACCCAAGCCAGAAUACGUGCCAUAGACACGGUUCUAAAUGAAGAAUUUGUCAACUCUGACAUUGAAGAAAUUGGAGAGGUUGAAAAUCGUGACACAAUGGUAAGGGAAUAUGUGCAGUCAUUGCCCAACUGCCACGACAAUGCAGGCCUAGCAGAUGAGUCCCCACCAUUGUCGGGAUCUGAACACCAAGCAAAUUCAGAUGAAAUCCCUGAGAAACCAAAGAAUUCAACGCUGGCAGGAGAUGACAGAAACGACUUGAGUGACCUGGCCAAAGUCUUUGCCAAUCAGCUGAACUUGAGUCGUCUUCCCCCGCCAGAGCCCGGUGUGUUUUCAGGCGACCCGCUGAAAUAUCCCAGUUGGAGAAUCAGCUUUGAAACAUUAAUUGAGAAAAGAGGUGUGCCCCCCUCGGAAAGGCUACACUACUUGAAGAGAUAUUUGACUGGACCAGCAAAGGAAGCAGUUGACGGAUUCCUCAUCCUAUCAAGUGACGAUGCCUUUGACCAGGCCAAGGCCCUGCUACAGAAGAGAUAUGGUGAUCCGUUCGUCAUUGCCAACGCAUUCAGAGACAAGCUAGACACAUGGCCCAAAAUAGCCCCCAGAGAUGGCAAGGGUUUGCGAAAUCUAGCUGACUUCCUGCGACAAUGCGAAUCUGCGAUGAAGACGAACGAGAAUCUGAACAUACUCAAUGAUGACAGGGAAAACCGAAAACUGCUUGCUAAACUUCCAGACUGGCUUGUACCAAGAUGGGGUCGAAAGGCGCAAGAAUGGAAGGAAAAACACAACAAAUCUCCCCCCUACACGGAAUUCGUCAAGUUUGUUGUGAAAGAAGCUGAUCUUGCCUGCGACCCUGUAACUUCACUCCAGUCCCUCAAAGCGGAAAGACCCUCGAGUGAGAGUACGAAGCAAGAUGCUAGAAGUGCCAGAAAGGAAUCAAAGAGAGCUGCAGGAGCUAGCACGUUCUCUACUGCGACUGAGACAAAACGAAAAGGGGGUUUUCAAGAUGAAGUUUGUCUACUUUGUGAGAAAAGGAGUCAUCAGCUUGACGACUGUCGAAGUUUCCUUUCCAAGACGCUUGAAGAGAGGAAACAAUUUGUGAUGAAAAGGGGUCUCUGCUUCGCCUGCUUAACUCAAGGCCACAGAUCGAAGCAGUGCCGGCAGAGAAAAACCUGUCAGACAUGCAAACGACGACACCCAACUUCACUUCAUGGUGAUGUCAAGGAAACUCCAGCCCCAAACCCGAAGCCAGAGAGUGAACCACCCAAGCCAGUGGUAGCUUCAACGAGUUCACACACAAGAGUGAACAACUUCAGUGACACCUGCGUACAAGGAAAGAGUUCGAUGAUCGUGCCGGUAUGGGUGUCACAUUCUGACACGCCCAAUCAGGAGAGACUUGUGUACGCACUCCUGGACACGCAAUCGGACACCACAUUUAUCUUAGAUGAUACCUGUGAUGCACUCGGACUCGAUGGACCUAAGGUCCAGCUACUGCUAUCCACAAUGUUCUCAUCUAAUCAGCGAGUAGAAUCUCGGAAGAUCAGAGGACUACAAGUGAGAGGAUAUGACAGUAAUCUGAGAAUAACGCUCCCUACGGCAUACACAAGAGGCAUCAUGCCAGCUAACCGCACACAUAUACCUACAGCAGACAUGGCAAGACGCUGGCCCCACUUGGACAAGAUAGCAAGGGAACUCAUGCCGGUGGCUGAUUGCGAAGUUGGAAUCCUAAUCGGAUACAAUUGCCCACAAGCCCUUGCCCCUCGUGAAGUGAUUGCGCCAGUCGACAAUGAGCCGUAUGGUCAAAGGACAGACCUUGGUUGGGGAAUUAUAGGAAUUGUCGACCCAGACCUGAGAGAGAAUGAAUCCGAUCAAGUGGGAGUGAGCCAUAGAAUUCUUGCAUGCGAGAACCCGACAACGUUAUCCAAGGCAGAAUGUCAAGUUGGCAUGAACACCGUGAGAGACCAAGUCCUGCUUGCAUUUAGAACACAUGUCAAGGAAGUCAUCAAACCUUCGGGGAUUGUUGAGAUGAUGGAACUCGACUUCUCAGAGAGAAAGUCAUGCGACGUUCCAGUUUCGAUUGAUGACCGCAAGUUCAUGAAGAAGAUGCAGGAAGGGAUCCGCCAGCAACCGGAUGGUCAUUACAUCAUGCCACUUCCUUUCAAGGGGACUGAACCUCCUAAACUGCCGAACAAUAAGAUGCAAGCUGUUCGCCGCUUGGACCAGUUAAAGUCACGCUUCGCAAGGGAUCAAAGCUACCAUCGAGACUACUGUUCUUUCAUGCAGGAUAUCAUCGAAAACGGUUAUGCUGAACGUGUUCCAGAAUCCGAGGUAGCCUAUGAAGACAGCGGUCAUGUGUGGUACAUACCUCACCAUGGGGUAUACCACACCAAGAAGCCUGAAAAGAUCAGGGUAGUUUUUGACUGUAGUGCUAGAUACCACGGAGUGUGUCUCAACGAUCACCUUCUACAAGGUCCCGACCUUACUAAUGCCCUUGUAGGUGUACUGUGCAGAUUCAGAAGAGAACCUGUUGCACUCAUAUGCGAUGUUGAAAAGAUGUUCUACCAGUUCCAAGUCGAUGCGGAACAUCGUAACUUUCUUCGGUUCUUGUGGUGGAGCAAUGGAUGCUAUGAAGGAGAUCCUCAUGUGUUUCGUAUGAAAGUGCAUCUGUUCGGGGCUACAUCAUCUCCGGGAUGCGCAAACUUUGGCCUGAGGCAGAUAGCUGAUGACUUUGAGACAGAGUGUGGGUCUGCAGCAGCCAACUUCGUGCGACGAAAUUUCUAUGUGGAUGAUGGGUUGAUCUCCGUUCCAACCAAACACGAGGCAACUGACCUGAUCCAGAAGACAAAGGAUCUUUGCAAACGAGGUGGCCUGCGUCUCCAUAAGUUUGUUAGUAAUUCUGUAGAGGUCAUCGAUGCAGUUGCACUGGAAGACCGUGCAAAGGGGAUUAAGGAUCUCGACCUUCGAUUUGAUUCCUUGCCAGUUGAGAGAGCCCUUGGAAUUCAGUGGUGUAUCGAAUCAGAUACCUUCCAGUUUCGCAUCACUUUGAAGGAUCAGCCACUGACAAAACGUGGAGUUCUAUCGACUGUCUGCUCUGUCUAUGACCCACUGGGACUAGUAGCUCCUGUCGUACUCGUCGGAAAACAGAUUUUGCAGAGCCUCUGCAAAGAUCAAGCUGACUGGGAUGAUCCACUCCCAGACCCUGUAAGAUCUCGAUGGGAGCAAUGGCGGAGCAGCCUGAUUCAUCUUCAAGACCUAAAGGUAUCGAGAUGUUUUCGGCCAGAGGACUUUGGAGAUGUGAAAUCCAUUGAAGUUCAUCAUUUCUCCGAUGCCAGUAACACAGGAUAUGCACAGUGUUCAUAUCUACGACUUCAAGAUACUGAAGGAAGAGUCCACUGUGCCCUGGUGAUGGGCAAGUGUAGAGUCUGCCCGUUGAAGACUGUCACGAUCCCUCGCUUAGAACUCAAUGCAGCAGUUGUAUCCGUGCGAGUCAGUGCACUUCUACAGAAGGAGCUUGACUAUAAGGAAUACAGUGAGGUUUUCUGGACGGACAGCCAAGUUGUCCUAGGAUAUAUAGCCAACGACGCCCGUAGAUUCCACACCUUCGUGGCAAACAGGGUGCAACAAAUCCGGGACCAAACCGAACCAAACCAGUGGAGACAUGUACGCUCAGAGGCCAACCCAGCAGAUGAUGGCUCCAGAGGCCUGUGUGCAAACGAAUUGGUCAAUCAAUCAAGGUGGCUACAUGGUCCUGCAUUUCUACAAGAAAGGGACAUUCCAAUCGAAAUCGAGGCUUGCAGUCCAACAGUCUCUUCUGACGAUCCUGAAGUGAAGAAAGUGCAAGCAUUCUCCACACAUUCAUCUCCGAAGCAUUCUAUGUUAGAACGCCUGGAAAGAUUCUCACAAUGGCAUCGGGUCAAGGGAGCAGUAGCAAUCUGUCUCAAGCUGAAACAGCGCCUGAAAGCUCGCCUCAUCAAGAGAGGACAAACGAUCAAGCCAAUCCAAACACCGCAGGAAAGACCAAUCCCUCUCUAUGAACCAGCUACAGUUGAAGAGCUCUAUCAAUCAGAAGUUGAGAUCAUUCGUCUCCUUCAAAGACAUUCCUUCGCAGGGGAAAUGAAGAUUUUGGAGUCACUGGAUGUCAGCAGCAACUGCGUGGAUCGACAGACAGCUGGGGUCCGAAACAAAGCCAUGAGAAAGACAAGCUGUCUGUAUAGACUGGACCCGUUCAUCGAUGAAGAUGGCGUAAUGCGAGUUGGGGGACGUAUCAAGAGGGCUGACCUUCCUCCCAACUUCAAGCACCCGGCGAUACUCCCGAGAAAUCAUCACAUCACCGACCUGAUAAUCCGACACUGCCAUGAAGUAGCAGGUCAUCAAGGACGAAGUAUGACCACUAACCAGAUCAGGUCAAGCGGCUAUUGGAUCAUUGGCUGCAGCUCUGCGGUAUCCAGCAUCAUCUCUAAGUGUGUCAAAUGUAGAAAGCUGUACAAACCAGUCAUAGAACAGAAGAUGGCAAAUCUGCCUGAAGACCGACUUGAACCUGCUCCUCCCUUCACAUAUUGCGGUGUAGAUCUGUUUGGGCCAUGGUACAUAAAGGAAGGCCGCAAGGAGCUCAAAAGAUAUGGCGUUCUUUUCACCUGUAUGAGUUCCCGAGCAAUCCAUAUCGAGACCACGACUGCACUUAGUACUGAUGUCUUUAUCAAUGCGUUGCGUAGAUUCAUCGCCAUUCGAGGACCUAUCCGACAACUGAGAUGUGACCAGGGCACCAACUUUGUUGGAACACGAUCAGAGCUCAAUGAAGCCCUGAAAGAGAUGAACACCGAUCAUGUCAGAAAGUUCCUAAUCAAGCAGAACUGCGACCUAGUUGAAUUCAAGACGAAUAUACCAACGGCGAGUCAUACAGGAGGAGUAUGGGAGAGGCAAAUCCGCUCGGUACGAAGAGUACUCUCGUCCCUAAUGGAUCAACUGGGAUCUCAUCUCGACGACGAGUCACUGAGGACUCUCAUGACAGAAGCAGCUGCCAUCAUAAAUAGCAGACCUCUGACCAUCGAUAACCUGAACGACCCAACCUCACUCGCUCCCUUAACACCGAAUCACUUGCUGACUAUGAAGUCAACAUUGGUUUUACCACCACCUGGAUGUUUCCAAAGCACUGAUCUCUACUCGAAGAAAAGGUGGCGUCGAGUCCAGUUCCUUGCAAAUGAAUUCUGGAACCGCUGGAGAAAGGAAUACAUCCAGACAUUGCAGUUGAGGCAAAAGUGGAUCCGUCCACACCCCAACCUUGAAGUUGAUGACAUAGUGCUUGUUAAGGAUGACACGCUCCCUCGCAACAGGUGGCAACUGGGCCGUGUCAAGGACGUCUUUCCAGGAAAAGAUGGUCUAGUGCGUAGUGCACGUCUUCUUCUAGGCGACCCAUUGCUCGACGUAGAAGGCAAGCAGACGCAUCCCAAAAGAUACUUGGAACGUCCAGUGCAGAAGCUAGUCCUGCUUGUCACAAACAAGGAUACCGGAGAGUUCCCCGUCGAGGAGCCUAAGUAA
Acanthaster planci (crown-of-thorns starfish) is the source of this 5943-nucleotide messenger RNA. RefSeq lists its product as uncharacterized. Lineage: Eukaryota; Metazoa; Echinodermata; Asteroidea; Valvatida; Acanthasteridae. The record is from RefSeq and is a predicted model, not a curated record. Gene Ontology annotation, molecular function: nucleic acid binding; zinc ion binding. Gene Ontology annotation, biological process: DNA integration.